This is a messenger RNA of Chara braunii, 2817 nucleotides long. Lineage: Eukaryota; Viridiplantae; Streptophyta; Charophyceae; Charales; Characeae. The record is from the annotation of a GenBank genome assembly.
GGGCGGGUUGGCGGGGCGACGGGUUAGAUCGAUGGGUGAGCGACGAGCGUGGAUGGCGAGUCGGUCAUUUGAUGUUUUUUACCCUUGGUGAGCUCCGCAGCGGCGACUGAAAUCGCGCAUUGUGUGCCGCCACUUGUCAGACAGGUGACCUUACAACGAAUCUCGGAACUGCGGCUUUCUGUUCAACCGGUAGUUUCCAGGGGUCAUAGCACACCUGAGUUUGACUCCAGACGGAACUGCGGUAAUCGCCGCGGCAAAAUCUGGUCGUGGGCAAUCUGCGUUGACCAGCGCGGAGUCCGUUUGCAGUCAACGAGAGGUGAGGUAGUCAACAGAAUCGCGAAGUCGCUGGUCGCAAUCGCCGGUGGCGAGGGAGGAAGACCUAGCUCACCUAGCGCGAGCUGUGCCGACGUCACUUGUUGGCCAACUUGGCCCGGAGAGGGAGGAAAGGGCGGGAGGAGGAGUUUGGCGGCGGCGGGAGGAGCGAGGUUUUGGCGGGAAAGUUUGGUAGAGCGCGGGAAACUGUCAGGGAGAGAGUACUCGUCGGCGGUCAGGAUGCAGACACAGCGCCCCCGGCUGGGGGAGGAGGAGAUGCGAGCUCUGGAGGAAGGGCGGUUGCCUGAAGAGCUGGCGGCGGUAGCUGAGUCCGUGAGAGCAUCGGAAGGGCAACAGCCAGCUGACGUGCCACCGCCUAUAAAGGGGGUGGCAGAAGCUGGAGGGGGUAUGAGCAAGGAAGAGGGGCGCCCGCAGCGCGCCGAGCCUGUGGUGAAGGUGGUGAGUGAGCAGGCGCCGACCGGAGGCGGCGGGGAGGAGGAGGAGGAGGAGCAGCAGGAGACCGGCUCGUCCGCUGAAGAGGAGGUCUCAGAGGAGGAGGAGGUGUGGGAGCGCGAGACCAGCCCUACUCCCAUUCUUGACGCAGCUGCCGGGAGGCCAAGUGCUCUCACUCCUGCGUCUGCUGCUGCCGAAGCUGGAGGAUCGGUUCUGUCAGGUCCAGUCCCUUUGGUAGGGGAAAGUCUGCCCGGCCUACGCCACACAGUUUGGGACCAGCAGAACUUGGUAGUGAGGUAUCCACCUCUGAAGGAGAACGUAACGGCUGACGUGUGCGUCGUUGGGGCGGGAAUCAACGGUCUCAGCGUUGCCUAUUACCUCCAACGCUAUGGCAAGAAGGUGGUGCUUCUCGAGUCUCGAGUGAGAGGUGCAGGGCAAACAGGGCGAACCACUGCACAUCUGAUGGUGUGGAAUGACGACUACUAUUCUGUUUUGGCGCGCACAUUCGGAAGGUCCAAAGCAAUGAUGGUUGCAGACAGCCAUGUCAAGGCCAUCGAUUUCGUUGAGAGGGUCAUCGACGAGGAGAGAAUUAAAUGCGACUUCCGGAGGGUUGAUGGUUUCCUCUUUCCCGCCGACGACAAGGUUAGCUCGAUGCAGAAGCUGAGGAAGGAGUAUGAGGCCUGCCAGGCGCUUGGGCUGAAGAACACAGAGAUCGUCGAUCUGGGACAGCAGCCAGAAGUGGGACAGAUCGGUACCUGCUUGAAGUUCCCGGGAUGUGCCGAUUUCCAUCCGCUAAGAUAUCUCGAUGGGCUUGCGGAGGCCUUUGUUGCACAUGGAGGGCGGCUGUACGAGAAGAGUAGGGUCUGGAAGCAGAAGGGAAAUGCUGUGACAACGUCGGAUGGAUUCACAGUGGCGGCAAAGGCGGUGGUCUUGGCUACGAAUUCACCAAUCAAUCACAAUGUUGCCAUUCAUGCUCGACAGACGGCCUACAGAACCUAUGCUAUUGGAUUGGAAGUACCAAAAGGCUCUGUGAGGCGAGCACAGUUUUGGGACACAGCGCAGCCAUACCAUUAUGUCAGGUUGCAAACCAAGGGUGACACGGACGUUCUGAUUGUUGGUGGAGAGGACCACAGCACUGGGAUUAAGCCAAAACAGAUGAAGGAUGCAUGGGUCGACCUGGAGAUCUGGGCAAGGAAGCGAUGGGUGGUGGCUGGGGAUGUACUGUAUAAGUGGACGGGUCAGGUUUAUGAACCAGCGGAUUAUUUGGGGCUGUACGGUCCAGAUCCGUUGAACCCAUUCAGCACAGAAGGCACUUUCAUAUCCACAGGUAACAGCGGUCAGGGCAUGACAGGUGGCACCAUCUCUGCCAUGGUUAUCGGGGACAGAAUUUUGGGAAGGGUUAACCCAUGGGUGGAGCUGUACAACCCAAAACGUGCGAUUCCAGUUGGAAAACCAUGGGCAAGUGUCGGGGAGGAAGCAAAACACACAGUGGAUGGGUACCUUGAUUUAGUGCCUAUGAUGGGCACUGAUUUCAUGUCCAUUGAGGACGUGCCGCGUGGAUGCGGAGCUGUCAUACAAGACCACUUGAUGAAAGUGGCGGCUUAUCGCGAUGACAAGGGAAUGCUACAUCGGUUCUCGGCUGUGGUUGGACUGUCACAGUCGGUUACAGUGCGUGCCCGUGGCGUGGAGCUGUGUGUGCAGCUGUUGUUGGCAUGUUAUGAGGCCAUGACGUGGUGUUGAUGUCAACGGCUCAAAUGGUUCCGCAUGCGAUUUUUGAUUAGAGGAUGUGUGUGCGUUGAUUUGUAUUGGAUGUGGGUCAUUCUGGUCAUUGAGGACUGGCUGCUGACAGCGGCUGUAGUUGUGCGUAAACAGGGAUGGCCUGAGUUCUAAUUGAGCCGGAUGUAGAUGAGUGACAUACAACGACUCGGAAUUACCUAGUGGAGGUCAGUUUCAGUUUGAUGAUACUAAAAGGGGCUUUACCCGAUGCAGGCCUCAGGCCUUGCAAAAGAAAACUAACACGGGUCUUGAAAAAAGUAAAGCAUUGUGAAAAGG